Sebastes umbrosus (honeycomb rockfish) is the source of this 1040-nucleotide messenger RNA. RefSeq names its product charged multivesicular body protein 6-like. Gene Ontology annotation, biological process: vesicle budding from membrane; late endosome to vacuole transport via multivesicular body sorting pathway. The record is from RefSeq and is a predicted model, not a curated record. Gene Ontology annotation, cellular component: ESCRT III complex; multivesicular body. The transcript is spliced from 8 exons. Lineage: Eukaryota; Metazoa; Chordata; Actinopteri; Perciformes; Sebastidae. The coding region runs from base 157 to 789 and encodes 210 amino acids.
UCGCUCGCCGUAGCUACACUGUGGACAUGGUGGUAGUCGGUUAGCCUGCUGCUAAAGCCAUUACAGGGCUGUCUCUAUUAUCAUGGCAAAAUGUUCGGUAAUAAGUAAUACUUUGCCUGUUGACGAAGGAGGAUGUGGAGGGGAUGUGGCUAAAUAAUGGGAAACGUUUUUGGGAGAAAGAGUCGACCUUCGCGUGUAACGGAACAAGACAAAGCCAUCCUGCAACUGAAGCAGCAGAGAGAUAAACUGAAGCAGUACAAAAAGAGAAUCACCCUACAACUGGACAAAGAGCGACUUCUGGCAAAGCAGUUGCUAAAAGAUGGCAGGAAAGAAAAAGCACUGCUGCUUCUUAAGAAAAAACGGUAUCAGGACCAGCUACUAGACAAGACUGAAAAUCAGAUUUCAAACCUAGAGCGCAUGGUUCAAGAUAUCGAGUUCAUGCAAAUUGAGAUGAAAGUCAUCGAGGGGCUCAAGGUUGGCAACGAUUGUCUGAAGAGUAUGCACGAGAUCAUGUCAAUUGAAGAUGUGGAGAGAAUCCUGGAUGAGACCCAGGAAGCAAUUGAAUAUCAAAGGCAAAUUGAUGAAAUGCUGGCUGGAGCCCUGACGCAGGAGGACGAGGACGCUGUUUUAGCAGAGCUUGAAGCUAUCACUCAGGGAGAAGACGUAGCACUUCCAGAGGUCCCCACUGAGCCAAUACCAGAGGUACCAGAGGUCCCAGAGGCAGCUAAAGCUGAACCAGAGAGGAGAGAAGCGAAGAACAGGCCUGACAGAGAAAUGUUGGCAGCCUAAAACAUCUGUGGUCGGGAGUAGGCUGUCUUUGCACUGAAGGGCGCUGUGUUAAUUUCAGUAUUUCAUCUUUAAGUGUUAGCAGGUGAAGGCGGGACCUGCAGACAUCGGUGCACAUUCACACAUUUUACAGGAUCAGCACUGUGUCUGCACUCUGAGGUAUCAUACAGGCAGUGAAAUGUUCAAUUUCUCAUUUUUAGAUGUUUUACACAUUAGUUGUUUUCCAUAUUAAAUUGAGCUGUGGCAACAACAUA